GGCGCCUCCAGCAAUCCUUGCCAUGACACAUAUUGUGGACCUUAUCCUGAAUCAGAACCAGAAGUGGCAGCAGUUGUCCAGUUUCUUAAACAGCAUAAAGACAGUGUGAAUGGAUACAUAACUAUACAUUCCUAUUCCUAGAUGGUGCUUUUUCCAUACUCAUAUACAAAAGAGAAAAGCAGCGACCAUGAUGAGUUGCUAAAACUGGCAAACAAAGUUACUGAUGGUAUAAGGUCAGCAUCGCAUAAUAAAUAUAUAUAUGGGCCAGGAGCAGAGACCAUUUAUUUGGCACCAGGAGGCUCUGAUGACUGGGCGUAUGAUUUUGGUAUCAAGUAUUCAUUCACAAUAGAACUCCGGGACAGAGGAACAUACGGCUUUUUACUUCCAACUCAUCUAAUAAAACCAACAUGUUCUGAAGCCCUAACUGGGAUCAAAAUAAUUGCAACUCAUAUUGUAAAAAAUCUGUAAUUUUUAAAAAGCCUGAUGCAAAAUUGAAUAUGUCAUAUAAUUAAACAUCAGCAUAGAAUAUACAAUUAACAUUUGUAAAAUACA
Molecule: messenger RNA, 552 nt
Organism: Bombina bombina (fire-bellied toad)
Lineage: Eukaryota; Metazoa; Chordata; Amphibia; Anura; Bombinatoridae
Product: carboxypeptidase B2-like
Exons: 3
Coding region: 142-468 (108 amino acids)
Biological process (GO): fibrinolysis; proteolysis
Molecular function (GO): metallocarboxypeptidase activity; zinc ion binding
Source: RefSeq, a predicted model, not a curated record